CAUAUCACCAAACGGGACAUUCAUUGUCCCCUCCCUUAAAGCGAACCCCCCUCCUUCUGGCUGUCUGUCACUUUUACGUACCUGCCCACGACGUGGAACAUUUCUGCUCGGGUUCCCGAAACAGAAACAGAAGGAAACUGGAGCCCGCACAGCCAGCGAACGAGAAUCACGAAACCACCCCCCCACCCCCCGUACAGAGAGGGCACUCUGCAUUCCCUCCUUGCCCCCAGCCUGUCUGAAAGAGGAGACACAAGCGCCAGAGGGAAAAGAGAGACAACCUUGCUUGCCCGCUCGCCCGCUUGCUUGCCAACCUCAAGAUGCCGAGCAAUCGACUGCUGAAGAGCCACCGAAGCUCUGGCACUGGCACUCUGCAGCGCACUCCUUCCGCACCUGUCCUUCCACGCUUCUACGGUACUUCCGAUCAUUCCAGUAAACGCAAUCAAUAUCACAACGACCCCCAUCACCGCCAUCAUCAUCGAACUUCUACCUCUCCCAACCCGACCAGUUUCGCAUCAUCCAGCUCUCCAAACCUAAGCGAUCCUAAUCUCACCUCUUCUUCUGUCGCUCUUCCUAUCGCUCAGUCCUUCCUUUCGACCACACAAGAAUCGGCGACCGAGAGCAGUCCCGACGGGUCGGUCGGUGCGCCGUUUGAGGCGCGUGAAGCUUGGACGAGCGUCGAGCAUACCAGAUCCCCCACCUACCAGAACCCCUCGCCUCGUCCCCCUCCUACUACACUCCCUUCGAAGAAAUCAAGUCCCCGCACCAUGGCACCCGCUUUAAGACAGUCCGCGAGCUUCUCCGUCGGUGAUGCAUUAACAGACUCGUCACCGUCUCAGUCUGAAAGUGGCAUCGCAAGCCCAAAACGCUACUCGGACGAAGCAAACGGCUCGAAAGGCCCUGUCCCCUUUGGAAGGAAGAAGAGCGGAUUCUCCAGCUUCAUGAACAGUAUGCUCGGAUCGCCGAGGCGGAUCAACAUAUCCGCCCCGGAGAACCCAGUCCACGUAACUCACGUUGGUUAUGAUAAUGAAACAGGACAGUUUACGGGACUUCCUAAGGAAUGGCAGCGAAUGCUGCAAGAGAGCGGCAUUUCCAAGAAGGAGCAGGAACAGAAUCCGCAGACCAUAAUGGACAUUGUCACCUUUUACAAGGAUAAUGCAGAGGGCAGGAACGAUGAGGGUGUAUGGCACAAAUUCGAUCACGCCAGGGCCCAAGAACUCAAACCAGCUGCUUUCAAUAUUCCGGCUGCAACACCGAGCAGUCUCAAUCAAGGCUACCCCAGCAUGAGUCCGAUGAUCAGCCCUCCAGCCAGCCCACGUUUCCCCCAAAACCACGAGGCCAGCUUCGAGAAUCCCCGCGCUCCUCCACCAAUUCCCAAGUCGGCUACCGCAGGAGCGCCUGGCUCGUCCGGGCCCAAUGGAAUUAUACCCAAUCGACCAGCUCCUAGAGCACCGGGGACGCCAAUGUCUCCGAACCUUAUACCUGCUCGUGCUGCCCCCCAACCUUCUCGAUCCAGAGAGCCUCCGGUUCCAAAGGACGAUCUCUCAUCCGUAGGCUAUGCACCUUCUGGCACAACGAUGCCCUCACCAAGCCCCCAGGAAGAGCAGCGGAAUUAUGCCAAUCCGAGAGCAAAUGGCGUCAUGUCCCCGCGAACGCAACCAGGCUUUGGUAAUUCGUCCGCUCAAUAUCAGCAACAGCAGGAACAAGCAAUGCUGGCCUCUCAGCAAGCCUUGACUAAGCAGCAGCUCGAGCGCAGCCAGAGUCAGCGUCAACAACAGCAAUACCAACAGCCCGGCUUACCAUCGAUGCCGCAGCAGCAAUAUGCUCAUGCCACGGACCCAUCAAGUAUGCAGCAAUCAGCGCAACACCCUCGCCUCGGACCCGUGCCACGGCCACGGCAGCGUGUCCGCCAAAGCAAUGGAAUAGACAUUGUUGCAAAGUUGAACGCCAUCUGCACGAAUGCAGAUCCAACAAGGAGAUACCGAAAUCUGACAAAGAUUGGCCAGGGUGCGUCUGGAGGAGUCUUCACGGCCUACGAGAUUGGAACGAACCGAUGCGUUGCAAUCAAACAGAUGAAUCUGGAACAGCAACCGAAGAAGGACCUUAUCAUCAACGAAAUCCUGGUCAUGAAAGAUAGCAAGCACAAGAAUAUUGUGAACUUUAUGGACAGUUUCUUGCUCCGAGGGGAUCUUUGGGUGGUGAUGGAAUACAUGGAAGGUGGUAGCCUGACGGAUGUCGUUACAUACAAUAUUAUGUCGGAAGGGCAGAUUUCAGCGGUUUGCAAAGAGGUCUUAAAUGGAUUGCAGCAUUUGCAUUCCAAGGGUGUGAUCCACCGUGAUAUCAAAUCGGAUAACAUCCUGCUCUCCAUGGAAGGAAAUAUCAAGCUGACGGACUUUGGCUUUUGCGCUCAAAUCAAUGAAUCUCAUAACAAGCGAACCACCAUGGUCGGUACUCCUUACUGGAUGGCCCCCGAAGUCGUGACAAGAAAAGAGUACGGGCGGAAGGUGGACAUUUGGAGUCUGGGAAUUAUGGCUAUUGAGAUGAUUGAGGGGGAGCCGCCGUACUUGACGGAAUCACCACUGCGAGCGCUCUACCUUAUUGCUACAAACGGCACGCCCCAAAUCAAGGAUGAGCAAAACCUCUCACCGGUAUUCAAAGACUUCCUCCAUCUGGCACUCAAGGUGGAUCCUGAGAAGAGGGCCUCGGCUCACGACUUGCUUCGGCAUCCUUUUACGCAAAUCGCAGAACCCCUUAUCAGCCUAUCUCCUUUAGUACGCUCUGCACGACUAUCACGCGCUAAAGAAUCGGCGAGCAAGGGUGGCUGAGCGGCUUAUCAUAUUUUUAACGAUUUUCAUUUCUCAUCUACGACACGCGAAAAGACUUCACAUUUUGGGAUGACAUUUUUUCUUCUUGCGGGGGAUUCGAUCGAAAGCUGAUCGACGGCGUUUUAAAUCACG
Messenger RNA from Xylona heveae TC161, 2954 nucleotides. RefSeq names its product Pkinase-domain-containing protein. The record is from RefSeq and is a predicted model, not a curated record. Gene Ontology annotation, molecular function: ATP binding; protein serine/threonine kinase activity. NCBI's taxonomy places the organism in Eukaryota, Fungi, Ascomycota, Xylonomycetes, Xylonales, Xylonaceae. Gene Ontology annotation, cellular component: cytoplasm. Bases 318 to 2822 code for a protein of 834 amino acids. Gene Ontology annotation, biological process: protein phosphorylation; regulation of MAPK cascade; intracellular signal transduction. The transcript is spliced from 5 exons.